Messenger RNA from Salvia hispanica, 820 nucleotides. RefSeq names its product FK506-binding protein 16-2 (gene PNSL4). Gene Ontology annotation, molecular function: peptidyl-prolyl cis-trans isomerase activity. Gene Ontology annotation, cellular component: chloroplast. The record is from RefSeq and is a predicted model, not a curated record. Lineage: Eukaryota; Viridiplantae; Streptophyta; Magnoliopsida; Lamiales; Lamiaceae.
AACUUCCACAAAUUGGAGAUAGAAUAGAGAGCUCCAUUGAAUCAGAAAUGGCGGCAGCCUCUCACCUUACCAUUCUUACACCGAAGCCUCGCUCUCCUCAGGCAUUCAGGGCCGCCGCCUCAUGCUCCGCCGUCACUCCCGGCGGCGUCAAGAAGCAAAUCAUGGGCGUCGCCGCCGGCAUUUUGGCGGCGUCGGUGGUGGCUUCCGCAGCUCCUCUUGAGGCCAACGCCACCCGGAUUGAGUACUUCGCCACUGUCGCGGAGCCCUCGUGUGAGCUCAAUUUUGUUCGCUCCGGCCUCGGAUAUUGCGACGUUGUUCUCGGCUCCGGCGAGGAGGUUCCCUUUGCUCAGCUCAUCAAUGUUCACUACACAGCGAGAUUCGCUGACGGGAUCGUGUUCGAUAGCACUUACAAACGUGCUAGGCCGCUCACAAUGCGCCUCGGCAUGGGCAAGGUGAUAAAAGGAUUGGAUCAAGGCAUAUUGGGAGGAGGAGGUGUGCCACCAAUGCAUGUAGGUGGUAAAAGGAAGCUCCAAAUCCCUCCACAGUUAGCAUAUGGGCCUGAGCCAGCUGGCUGCUUCUCAGGGGACUGCAACAUACCUGCAAAUGCUACACUUGUUUAUGAUGUCAAUUUUGUUAAUGUUUACUCUGGAAAUAGAAAAGAGUGAGUCUACACCUCACCAUUUUAUGAGGUAAUCUCUCCUUUUCUAUUUCCAAUGUGACGUGAAAUGAAUGGAGGGAGUGUGAUUGAUUUGAUGAUACAAAAUCAAAGAAAAGAAGACCAUCAUUAGAUUAUGUAAAUAGUCAUUCGCUCUUGGCUUAA